AUGGAUCAACAGUCUCAACCUCACGCCCCGAUCACCAUUCCCGGCGAUAGGCAAAAUGCCCAGCUGGCCGCACUUCCCAUCAUGCAAUCACAUUCAGAGGCCAGCGGCUCGGUGCCGGCGCCAUCUAACAACAUCAGCGCCGAUGAGAUCGCACUCUACGACCGUCAGAUCCGGUUGUGGGGGAUGAAAGCCCAGGAGAAGAUCCGCAACGCCAACAUCCUCCUCAUCACCAUGAAAGCCUUGGCCAACGAGAUUGCCAAGAACCUCGUCCUCGCAGGCAUCGGCUCCCUCACCAUCCUGGACUCGGAGCCGGUCACGCCAGCCGACCUCGGCGCGCAAUUCCUGCUCUCGGAAGAGAGCACGCCCAUCGGUGUUAACCGCGCGGCAGCCUGCGCGGACGCCCUGCGGCGCCUCAACCCUCGCGUGCGCGUGUACGUCGACACGGUCGAUGUCCGCCUUAAACCACCGUCCUUCUUCGCCCCGUUCGACAUCGUCAUCGCCACCGACUUGGACCCGGUCACCCUCAACCUGAUCAACACGGCCGCGCGCCUCAACAACCGCCCCUUCUACGCCGCCGGCAGCCACGGCAUCUACGGCUUCCUCUUCGCCGACCUGAUCGAGCACGACUUCGUCAUCUCGCGAGCCAAGUCCAACAUGCCCACGCCACUGGGGCCAGAAACCCGCACGCGCGCCGUGCUCGCCGUGCAGCCCAAACCGGGCGACGAGGCCACCACUGAACUAGUCACCAAACGCGAGGUGUACUCAACCUGGCUGCUCGCGUCGGGGGCAUCCCGCCUUCCGCCGGAGAUCCUGCGCUCCCCGCGCCGCCGGCGCGCCGUGACGCCCAUCCUGACGUGCCUGCGGGCGCUGUGGGAAUACACGUCCACGUACGGUGCCCCGCCGCGGCGCGACGACCACGAGUCCCUAGCCGCAUUCACCAUGCUCUGCGGCGAGCAGCACAAGGCGCUCGGCCUGCCGGCGGACACGCUGCGCAGCGAGGUGCUGCGCUCCUUCCUGCAGAAUAUCGGGUCCGAGAUCGCGCCGGUCGCGGCGGUCUUGGGCGGGCAGCUCGCGCAGGACGUCAUCAAUGUGCUGGGCCAGACGCAGCAGCCCGUGCAGAACCUGGUCGUGUUUGAUGGCGAGGCGAUGGAGGCGAAUGUGUUUGCGCUGCAUCCUGAGGGCGAGCUGGGGCGGGGCCUGUUGCCGCUUUCCGGGGCAAACGUCGAUACGAACGCUGUCGCUGCUGCUGCUGCUGCGGCCGCAGCCGGUGCCGAUGCGGGUGGUGUCGGGCCUGCGGGGGGUGUUGCGAUGGACGGGGUGCCUGUCGCCCCGGUUUAA
This is a messenger RNA of Chaetomium strumarium, 1338 nucleotides long. RefSeq lists its product as uncharacterized. Gene Ontology annotation, biological process: protein sumoylation. Gene Ontology annotation, molecular function: SUMO activating enzyme activity. The transcript is spliced from 2 exons. The record is from RefSeq and is a predicted model, not a curated record. NCBI's taxonomy places the organism in Eukaryota, Fungi, Ascomycota, Sordariomycetes, Sordariales, Chaetomiaceae. The coding region runs from base 1 to 1338 and encodes 445 amino acids. Gene Ontology annotation, cellular component: cytoplasm; SUMO activating enzyme complex.